UUUCCUCCUCUUCCCUGGCCGCCACUGUCGCCGCCCCGAGGCCUCGCGACCGCCGAGCCCGCAGCCCACGCCGCGGCCGACAUGAGCUUCUUGUUUGGUAGUCGCUCCUCCAAAACGUUUAAACCAAAGAAGAACAUACCAGAGGGUUCUCACCAGUAUGAGCUCUUAAAGCAUGCAGAAGCCACGCUCGGCAGUGGCAAUCUCCGGAUGGCUGUCAUGCUCCCCGAGGGAGAAGAUCUAAAUGAAUGGGUUGCAGUGAACACUGUGGAUUUUUUCAAUCAGAUCAACAUGCUUUAUGGAACAAUCACAGAUUUCUGUACAGAGGAAAGUUGUCCAGUGAUGUCAGCUGGCCCAAAAUAUGAAUAUCACUGGGCAGAUGGAACAAACAUAAAGAAGCCUAUUAAGUGCUCUGCGCCAAAGUAUAUUGAUUACUUGAUGACCUGGGUUCAGGAUCAGUUGGAUGAUGAGACAUUAUUUCCUUCAAAAAUAGGUGUCCCAUUCCCGAAGAAUUUCAUGUCUGUGGCAAAAACUAUACUCAAACGUCUCUUUAGGGUUUAUGCUCACAUAUAUCAUCAGCAUUUCGACCCUGUAAUCCAGCUUCAGGAGGAAGCGCAUCUGAAUACAUCUUUCAAGCACUUUAUCUUUUUUGUCCAGGAAUUCAACCUGGUUGAUAGAAGAGAACUUGCACCACUCCAAGAACUGAUUGAAAAACUCACCUCAAAGGACAGAUAAGGGAUGCAGAACUGUGCAAAUUGUUCCUCAUGAAGUUGUGUGAAAUGUGUUUGGAUUUUGUUGUAUUUUAUUUUUAUCUUGGUUGUUUUUGUCUUAGGUUUGGGGGGCUUGUUUGGGUUCUUUUUUCUUUAUUCUGAAUAAAUGAAACCAUAUUCUAUUGCUAGAAGAAGCCAACAACCAUUCUCUAUACAUUUGAUAGGCAUAAAUUUUGUCUUAGUGGCACAUGGUAAUAUAUUUUAACUUGGUUUUGGUUACUUGUAGAAUUCUUGAUAAUAUUGUGUGUUGAAAGAAAAUGCUUAUUAAUUGGACUGCUGAUGGAUGGGGUUCUGUGUUGUGUAAAUUGUGGCUAAUUUUUGAAGUCCCUAUAAGACUUAUGUUUUUAAGUGCCUUGGCAGGCUCACUUCUGAGGUGCAAAGCACAUAGAACCAAACAGGGCUUGAAACAAUAUUAGGAUUACUACCCAGGGCACUUACUGAUGCAUGUUUUAAAAUAUCUAUGAUAAAAGCCAUAGUGUACCUAAAUUGAUGAUCUCCAACUUUUACUAAUUGAAGAAACACAAUUUGUAAAGGUGUGCAUGUAGAACAUAAAAAUUAGUAUUUCUUAAUUAUUUUUCACAUACAUGGUAAUUCUGUUCAACAGAUGCUUAAAGUUCUACAAGCAGGUAUUUUUCCAUCUCUUAAUAUCUGUGAUAUUGAAACUUGAGGAUGUUGAAAUGCAAUAUCUAUUGCAUUUUGGCUUCUUUCUACAUGUUAACUGCACUGUAGGUGUGAAUAUUCAGGUUAUAUACAGGUUUGCCAACUUCAGAGGUGACGCUGAACUGUGAGGUUUCUUAGCAAUUGCCAAAUGAGCCAUAAGUCUGCAGAAUCCCCUUCUACAUUGAAGAAGCGGUGAUAGGAGUGUGUGUUUUGUUGUGGGGGUUAGUUUGUAUGGGGAGUUAGGGAUGGAAUUAAGUAUGGGGAGUCAAGAUGGAAUUAAGUAUGGGGAGUCAAGUUCAAGAAGGUCCUGUCUUAAAACCCUUGAAUAGAAUGGCAUGAAGAUUUUAGUUAAUUUCUUAUAAGCAGAGUCUUAGAGACUUCUUUUUAGGAAUCAACUUCCAUGAGAAGUUAAAAAUAAAUUAUUAUUUUAGGUAUAGAUGUUAAAUAUAGAAUUCAAGGACUAUUUGGGGAAAUUGACCACUUUCCAGCAUUUCCAUUCAGUGAAUGGAGCUGGUGUUUGCCUGUCAUUUUUAGUGAUACAAUACAUUCUUUACGUAUUAGAGGUCCAAUUUUAAGCAUUCUGACUUCUGAUUUUUCACUGUGAAAGGAAGUAUUUUUCUUUGCAGUGAUGUCAAACAAUGGAAGUGCUAAUUCAGAGGUUAUUAACUUUUAUAUUUUAUUUUCCCUGACUUUAUAGUAAAUUACUCCCAUAAUAAGUUCUGAAAAUUAGUUUUUAAAAUAGAUAUUAACAUUUGUACUUCAGUGUUAUUCUUGAGAUAUAUUCUUUCCAGACUUCAUUUUAAUUUUGUCAUUUCUGGUAAAUCUGUUCCUUCAGUUAGAAAUACAUAUUCUUUCUUCAGUAAGAAAUAUAUACCCUUUUUCUUGUAGAAUAGAAAUCUUACUCUGAAAUUGUAUAGACUAAAAAUACUUAGAAAAGAGUCUAAAAUGAAAUUGAUUUGUUUUUGCUAUUAACAAGUAGAGCAGUGAUACAGUUUAAUGCCAUUACAAUUAUGAUCACUAGGAACUUCCUUUCUCUCCAUUUCAUUUAUAGCAAUCAUUCUCCUAGUACCACAGAUCAACAGUAGAAGUAACAGGAGAGCCUGGCAGAGAUAAAUAUAUUGGACAUUCAUUAGUAAUGCUUAGUUAUACACUUCAGUGAGAAUUAGCUGAUUUCCAUAAAACAAAUCUUUUUAAUAUCCAAAUAUGUAAUAUCAGCCAUUAUGGGUUGAUUUAGAUAUAAAAUUCGGUGUCCGUUGAUUUGGGUCCUGUUUAGGAAAAUGAAGCACAUGAUUGAUUACUCAAGUAAUCUUCCAUACUGCAUUUGUCUUCAUAACAAAGGGGUUGCAAUAGCCAAGUGUAGAGAGACUAGUGAAAUAUUGUUCUUGCUCUUUUAAGCCUUAUACAGUAGUACACUGUACAAGUGGAAAAUGUUUCUAUAAAUUAAUGUUUAGUAGUAGGACCUACUUUCCCACUGUGUGUAUAUAGGAGUUUGUCGUCACUGUGCCAGAAUCUCAGGUGCCUGCUUCUGAGUAUUCCUUUAAACAGAGUUAUUGGGAAGUAAGGAGUUAAGUAUGUGUAUAUAUGGUAAUAAAGUAAAGAAGUUCUUCCAGGGAGGGGCCUGCCAUUGUACAUGGUGUUACAUGGCUGUAAGUAGGGAAACAUUCAUCAGAGCAUGUGAGAAAUAACUGAUUUAAUAAAAAAUUGCUUUGAUUCGGUUGGUUCUCAUUAGCAUUAGUGAGAUGCCCUUUUUAAAAUAAGUAUCAAGCCCAGCCAGUGUGGCUCAGUGGAUUGAGCGUCGUCCAGUGGACAGGUCCUGGUUCCAUUCCUGGUCAGGCACAUGCCC
Molecule: messenger RNA, 3270 nt
Organism: Molossus molossus (Pallas's mastiff bat)
Lineage: Eukaryota; Metazoa; Chordata; Mammalia; Chiroptera; Molossidae
Gene: MOB1B
Product: MOB kinase activator 1B
Exons: 6
Coding region: 82-732 (216 amino acids)
Biological process (GO): positive regulation of protein phosphorylation; hippo signaling
Cellular component (GO): nucleus; cytoplasm
Molecular function (GO): protein kinase activator activity
Source: RefSeq, a predicted model, not a curated record